AUGGCAAAUUCUGUAAACAUAUCAAUAGAAGCACCCAUAGAAAAUCAAAUACAAGAAAUUACUUACGAUGGCCAAGAAAUUUAUCAAGCUCCUCUUUCUAUGUCUGAAAACCUGGCAAGAUUAGCACAGAAAAUAGAUUUUUCUAAAACUGAUGACGAAUUCUGCAACAUAAAGAAAGAAGGUGAGAAUGGUUCUGAAGUUAAGUCGGAGGAAGACAAAGAACCUGGCUAUCAGUCCAGUCUAUGGCCUUGGGAUUCUGUUAGAAAUAAAUUGAGGAACGCUCUCACUGAAGUUUCUGUGCUCGCUGAUGUGUUGAGCAUUGCUAAGGAAAAGAGAUAUAUGGUACUAGAUCCAAUUCAGGCCGACCCAAUUGAAAGCCGUCCGAUGGUUCAAGUGUAUGGUCGUAAGAAAGCGUUAUCCGCUGCCGGGGCUGUGCUGCUCAAUGGUGUGGAGAGACUGAGAGCCAGUGAGACUAUGAGGAUGACUCGCAACAUGCCAGACUUCCACAUAGACUUACUGAGACUCAGACAGAACUGGAGACUCAAGAAGGUGUCCAACACUAUCGUCGGAGACUUGAGUUAUAGGACCGCUGGCUCUAAGUUCAGUCAAACCGGUGUUUUUGAGGUGACUAAGGCUCCCGAGGAACAGAUUGCAGCCGCUAUGAACGCCCCGGGGGCUGCGCCCUCCGCACUUCGUGUCACCGUGCCGCCUGAACUACAAGGAGUAGCCUUCAUAUCCGUCCGAUGCCAAAAAGAGCAAGAGGACGUGGUAACAGCUACCCUCAAUUCAUCUGCGCUGAACUGUCCCGGCUCGCUGCCCGGGGACGGCGCCGAGCUGCAUUGGCAGCAGAAGCUUGAAGCAGCUCAAAACGUGCUGUACUGUAAGGAGCUGUUCGCCAGACUAGCAGCAGAAGCGGUACAGCUUGACGCGAGCAUACCACAUAUAGUGGUUGGCAAUAGGAUCAUGUUGACCAUCCUGCCCAGCAUACAAUUGAUGAUCGGUCUGUGUCACAACAACGGCCAAAAUAAUAACAACACGGAAGGCACCAAGUCCCAGGGGUCGUACGUGAAGGCGGAGCACGACCACGUGUUGGAGCACUCUCUACAUCAGCUGUUGAGGGCGGUCCAUCACUCCAAUACGCACCAUCCCUUCCCACACCCGGCCACCGGGCCUCUGGGACCAUCUAAGAGGAGGUCAUUGGCCGGUCCUAUGGGCGCGGACCGCUAUGAACUGAUGGAGAUGUCCCGCGAACAGUCACUGUUGGAACAGAUCGUACAACAGGCGCAGCACUUCUUUAUGAGGAGACGAGGGGAAUACGUAUUGGAUACUAUCGCUAAGGAGGUGAAGGAUCCUCUCAUUGUGUCACACUGGAACGCCCUAAACAGUCCUACACACUCAUGCGUUAAAAUUAAUAUUAUGGCUUAUGGGUAUGACGCAGUAUGUCGAACAUCCCUUGUGGUUCAUGUUGGAGAAAAAACAUUAAAAUGCAUCUGUAGGGACGGUAAAGUAAGGAAUCUCUCGUACGAACUGCAAGAAUUAAGGGAUCUCAUUUUCUGUCAGAUCUAUCAGCAUCAGAUGACAGGCGUGCAGGCGGUCGGUCGUUGUAUGGGCUGGCAGCUGCUGGCCAGCUCCUCACACUUGGGAGCCGGACCUGUUGAACCACUCGCUAAUGCAUCGUCAUGCUUACUAGCAUCUCCCAAUGGUGAUAGAAUGAUCGCUAUUAGGUGUGAACCAUCGGUCGGAAUCCAAGUGUUUAUAGCACAAUCGCCAAAAAAAGACUUCUUUGUUAGUGAAUUAGUUCAAGACAAGAAAUGGGAAAACCUCGGCGGUGCCUUCAAGGAAGUUAAAUUAGAGAAGAUGGAAGGCAAAAACUUCCUAAACAAAAUGGAAUUACUAAUGGCCUGCUUGAGCAGCCCUUCAUAG
Messenger RNA from Danaus chrysippus (African queen), 1923 nucleotides. Lineage: Eukaryota; Metazoa; Arthropoda; Insecta; Lepidoptera; Nymphalidae. The record is from the annotation of a GenBank genome assembly.